This is a messenger RNA of Dermacentor albipictus, 9034 nucleotides long. RefSeq names its product transcription factor atf-2-like. Gene Ontology annotation, biological process: circadian rhythm; regulation of DNA-templated transcription. Gene Ontology annotation, molecular function: DNA-binding transcription factor activity; DNA binding. Gene Ontology annotation, cellular component: nucleus. The record is from RefSeq and is a predicted model, not a curated record. Lineage: Eukaryota; Metazoa; Arthropoda; Arachnida; Ixodida; Ixodidae.
CACACACGCGCGCGCGCGCGCACGCUCCCCAAGUGCGCUCUCGCUCUCUCUGGGUGCCUGGCGGCUGCUCGCGAAACGGCCCGGCUGCUGCCAGAAAAAGAUCUGCCGCGCGCCUCACCGCUUCUUCGAUGACGGCCGGCUUUGGCCCACCCCUGAUCGUUACGUGAACGUGCGCGUCUCCAUUCAAUCGGGACCGCGAUUCAAAGCAAUUUUUUUUUCGGUAAAUCCGCCGUCGUCCAACGCACUUCUUCAAGCACGGGAGUGAGUUUUCGUGCUAAAACAACUGUCCCGUCGACUGCUAAAGCUCCGCCGGCGUGCGUCCGUCUGCAAAGCGGCGAGCGCGUGUCGUCUGCUGCGACGCCGGCGUGUGUGUGUGUCGUCUGUUAGCAGCGUGUGCUUCCACCUGUGAUCGUCUCCAAUCUUCGAUGCAGCGACCUCUUUCUCCUCACGAGAAUCUGUGCAGAAUUUUGCUAAAAAGCCAUAAUUUGUGGAGCAACGACGCUUGCAUCGUCGGUCUGUGGUGGAACUAAAAGGAAAUUCGUCUGCUGCGACAAAGUCGUCUGCACCCGUAUGCCUGCAUCGAGAAUCCUCCGAAGACCGGGAUCCCGCCGUGGCUGAAGCGUCAGAAAACGAAUAGUCUUUCUCGGCUUUUGGCACGUGGCGUUCGGCAAAGAGAUGUACUUAAGGUACCGUUUCGAAAGUGAACACUUCGAUGUGAACGGUUGAAAGCUGGUGGAGAAACUUCAUGAACCCCGAAAGUGUGUCUGUGGUGCCCGCGAAACAUGUGAAGUGCUCAAUACGGAGAACAGAACCGACAGCACCUAGUCGUCGCAGCGCUGUACAUACGUCGUGGCUACCGUUUUCGAUUUGCAUCGCGGUGUUUCUCUGAGGAUUUGAGCACCGGUACUUUUUCUUCCCUCGCAAUCCCCUUCGUGUGUUCAUCAACUCUUCUUAAUUAAGCCGAUGGGCCUCUGCCAUGAUGGUCACUGAAGGAGAGCCCAUCGCCAAGCAGCCCCGUCCGGGCGAGUGGCUCUGCUCGAUGGCGGCGGUUGCCGCGUCGGCGGCCGCAGCCGUGGACCUGCGCUCCCGCGAGCCGCUGUUCCCGACGCGCAAGCAGCGAGAGUUCAUACCGGACAACAAGAAGGACGACACCUACUGGGACCGGCGGCGACGCAACAACGAGGCCGCCAAGCGGUCGCGGGAGAAGCGGCGCCUCAACGACAUGGUCCUGGAAACGCGCGUCCUCGAGCUCGCCAAGGAGAACGCCGUCCUACGAGCCGAACUCGCAGCGCUUAGCGCUCAAAAUUCUCCCCAAAUUUACGUCUCUCCCCUCAGGGAUAAAUUCGGCAUUCGCGGCUCGCUCGUCGUCGAGCAACAGGCCCAGCAACACCCCGCCGACAUAGCGGUCCCGGUCGCAGUACCGGCCGCACCGGGCCUCACCGACCUGCGCGGCCGACGGAACAAGCUGCUAUCCGCGCUACUUCCGGCCCUGGUGCCGCCGCCGUCGCCAGCUUCCGCGUCAGCUUCCCAGCCCCUCGCGACCUCGCCCUCACCCUACGGGGCAGCGUCUCUGGCACAGCAAGCGCAACAGCAAGCACAACAGCAGCAGCAAGCGCAAGCGCAGCAGCAGCAGCAGCAGCAGCAGCAGCAGCAACUGCCGCCGCACCAGAGUCACCUCCUGAGCCAGAGUCAGAGCCACCUGCACCACCACCAGCAGCUGAGCCAGCAGCUCAACGGCCAGCACCAGCCGGCGCUCCUGUGCGCCGCGCCCACGCCGGCCCUGGAAGACCACAGGACGGCAGCGACGGACCAGGAGUCGUCGCCCCUGUCGUCGGGUUCGUGGUCCUCGGCGGAAGACAGUCCCCCGGCGCACCACUUCUGCCUACCGCACAAGCUCAGGCACAAGUGGCACAUCAGCGGCACGGAAGGGGGCGUGGCCCCGCCGGGUAGCGCCGCCGCCGUCGUCAUCACCGCCGCCGCCAUGGUGUCCGGGAACGGGAACGCCGGCAGCAACGGCAGCGGGGGCGGCUCGUCGUCCCCCGAGCUCCGCUCCUCGUCGUCGUCGUUCCACGGCCGAGAGGACACCGCCUCGUCGGACGGGGACAGCGGGGCGUCCAGCACGGACGCCCCGUCGCCGCGCCGGGACGAGGCCUCGUCGCGCAAGAGCCGCAACGGCUCGUCCUCGGCGCACCACCACCACCACCACCACCACCACAGGUCGGCACACUCUCGGUUAGACCUGCAGACGGAGAACUUCCAGCUGCGAUCCGAGAUGCAGCGGCUAGCGGCCGAGGUUGCCAACCUGCGAGACAUGAUGAUGAGCGGCGGAGGAGCCUCGCCUCACAACGGAGCGCCGCCCCCUCCGCACCUGCACCCCCUGCAGGCGGGACACGGAAACGGCACCGCGGGCGAGCACCACGGUCCCGACCACCCGCCGCACCUACAACCGCCGCCGCACCUCCAGCACCUGCAGUCGAUGGCGCAGGUGGCGCCACCGCCGCCGCUCAGGCACCACCACAGCCACAACGGAACCAACGGACGCGCGGCGGACGAGAACGGCUCGGCCUCCGGUGGGGUCGGCAACGGCUCCUCGACGUCAACCAUGAACGGUUCCAACCGCGAGGACAACCCCAGCCACUGACGGGACAGACCAUUCCGUCCACACGAUGAAAGGCCAAGGUGCUCUCUCUUACAUCCACCCUGUUCAUUUCCAUCGCGCGCCGCCGUCUCGUAAAAUGCGAACUUGAGGAAAAACGAACUGCGCAUGCGCAGAGGCGGUGCCUGCGCGGCCGUCACUUCUGGGCGCCGCUGGUACGUUACGCAGCACGAGCGAAACACCUGCCCGUCAUCCUCCCCCGCUCCGCAAUUCCAAGUGUCCAGGCGCCUGGUGCAGCUAUGCGACGCCGAAAAGCAAGGACUGGACUGCGCACGAGUACCGAAGCUUGUCACGUGAUGCCAUUCUCUUCGCGCGCCGCGAGUGAACACUAAGAUUGUCCGCGUGCGUGUGCGCGCGCGCGCGUGUGUGUAUGUGUGCGCGCAAGAUUUCCUCGCCUGACUACCGGGCGCACCGUUGGACCGACUAUGCUGUGCUCCUCAACAAGCAUGGACAAACUGCUCGUGCGCACUGACACCCUGCUACGUCACGAGCCAAAGUGCGCGAAGUUUCGUCCGCCCCCACGUCGACAUGGUCUCUACCUGGCUGGCCGUCUGGCCAGACCACCGGCGUCCAUCUUAAUGUCCCAUGAUUGUUGGACAGCUGGCCAGCAGUACUGCGCGCCUCUUCCACAUCGACAAGUCCCCGACAUACACAUUCAAAAAGAGUCAACGCCUCGCGUGUUUGUCAGUCGGCUCUCGGUCACCGUCGAGAGCUGCGCCACGCCAUCGGCUCAAACAAGCAACAGUCACCUCCUGGUCCUUCACCUUGAGAGCGUUCACAACAGGCUCGCAAGGGACUGAGCGCGUGCCGAUAGUUACCUCUGACGUCACCGGAAGAAGGCCGAAUCUUCUGUCAGCGCCGCUCCAUCGCCUGUUUGGUUCGUCCGCUAGUGCUUUGCGUGACGAACAUGGUGCUACAAUGACCGGCCAGUGGUUCUCCUUGUGCCCGCUGUGUCGACGCUUUGACCCUGUGAUGUCACGUCGCCGGCGUCUAGGUCAUCUGUGUACACCUGUAGAGCGUGCACGCACCAUCAUUACUUUCAGUGGUGGUGGUGGAGAAAGCAGGGUUUUGUGGCUACAGAACGUUUCUUUUUAAUAUAUAUGUAUAUCUAUAUCCUUGUCGUGCAUGGAGUUAUGUCAUGAUAUUGUGUAGCUCGCCGCUGUGUUAUGAAAGCACUUCAAGUCACACGGAUACGAAACAGCAGUAGAAACUUUCUACACUCUAAAAAAAGUUUAAACACUUUUCCUUUUGGGGGGGGGGGGGCGGGGAGUUAUCGUGCCACUCAACAAAAAUUGCCAUCUAUGUUGCUUGCGUUUCCUUUCUUUAAAACACUGGGCUCCUGCUUUCUUGUCAGGAACGCUGCGUCACGCAAAAACUCACAUGCCGUUCGUGACCUGAAAGAGCGGGGCGCGUAGCUAUAAAGAAAGGAAAAGCACACAAGAUGAUUAUUCUUUGGGGACAAGAUAAGCCCCGUCGUGCGCAAAAUUCCUUUAGAGUGCAGUAAAUGAUAAGACAUACGCAUGCGCAGACCAUCAAUGGGCGUUUCCCGCCCUUCUUGAAUCCAUGAUAGUUUUUCCAUACCUAAUCUGGCUUCUCCUUUUAUUGACACAGCGGCAAGCUUCAGAGGCAAGCGGAAAUCAAAAGUGCUGUUUGGGCUCGAUCAUAACCUUGAUGUCAUGAAAUUACACGGCGUCGAACCCUCACUGUAUCAGAUUUUUAUUCAUUACAGUUCCGAAUAAGAAUGCUCUCUUUUAGUUUCCGUAGUGCUCAAGACCCGAAAAAUUGUUUGUCAGAGGACCACUGCAAUUCCUUCCAGUUUUCAUCAGUGCGUCACCGCGUACGCAGCAACUUUCGAAAUUUAUUUCACCGAGGUUCACCAGGAAAUCGUCAAUAACAUUACAGCUCUAAUACCGAGAAAGAAACACACUAGAGAACAAUGACAACAUGAUUACGGAGGCAUGUAGCUAUUUGACUUGAACAACCGACUGGCUCAUUUACUUCGAUGAGAUCCGAUUUGCUGGCCACAAGUACGCCAGCAGACAGACAUACACACACCAUCCAACAAAACAAGGAAAGGGAAAAAAAAGGCUUCGCCCUAAAGAGGUGCCAUAAUCGGUGCUCCGCCGAGCACCGAUUAUGUCCUCACACCCGUCAAUACACCGCUCAAGGUCAGAAAUAUGAUCUGUUUUCAAGAUACUGACGCAGCAUGCUUUCCGCGUGACCACAGUAAGUCUUGAUGCAGGCAAGAAAUGUAUUGUUUCUGAAGGAUCUCGAGAGAUUCGCCAAACCCGCCGCACCCGGUUUGGAAAUGUGUGUGCUUACUGCACUGACUUACGCGUCAUUAAUUUUGUCAUGGCUCGCGCCGAGACCCAUAACGACGUCUCAGGACGAUGGCAUUCUUAAUGUUAAAAGAAUGCACACGGAAGAUGGUAAAGGAUCUCUCGAGCAAUUGGCGACCACAGCAUCCACAAGUCUCGUAGGCCCUGCCGACUCAUGGCCUGUGGUCUGUUAACGAUAAACGCCUUAAGACAAGAAACGAAAGUCGCCAUGUUGUCACUGUGUCACUGCGCACGAGAAAGGCGAUAUCUAGACAAAAUUCUGCACACUUUAAGAAUCGUGACAGCGCCUCUUCGUCAUUGCGAAUGAACUUUAAAACGGCGAAGCAAGCUCGUUUUAAAGUUGUGCUGCCAGGUAUCAAGCUCGCUGUGGUCACGUGACAGGUUACACUCAGUGGUGCCCUGAAAAUUCUGCAUGAUGAAUGCUCUCACAGCCCACUUCUCUGGUACACCGACUUCUACGGAUGCUUGCAAUACGUCAUACGAGGCCCUGCACCGCGGUGUUCGGAGCCUGCGGAACAUGCAUAUCUCCCGUUUGUAUGACGGUGCGCUGUGUUCCCAGCAGAGCAGAAAGAAACAUGACGUCACCUAGCGAAGGAGAAACACCAGCUGUGCUAAGCAUCGCGGUGCACGCUUGAAUAGAGACGGCAAGAAACGCAGUCUUGCACACGAGAAAGAAAUGGUCCUUCCUUGCUUAUGCUGUUCACAAAAGCCAACAGCUUCCAAACGACCCUUCAACAUAAGCGAAACUAUCUUCAAACCACACUCUAACUAGCGAUAUGAAAACGGACACAGCUCGCAAUUGGCUGCGUGUGGCUAUGCUAGGCCUCGCGGUUCAUGUUUGAGAAAAACCGACGAAGAAACGGUUCACAGUUAUCGUUCUGUAGCCUGUGGUGAUCACACAGGCCAGAAGCCAGGGAACUUCCAUAUCGAAAGUGCUGAGAUUAUGUUCAAACGACUGGUUCGUAACGGCGCGUUGGCGCAGCGGCAGCAUUCGACAUAUUACGAGCGUCUAAGUGAGCUUAUGAAACUCGGAGACUUGUGACGCAAAAGUGAACAGGGUUGUCUCCGUCAUGCACUAAAUAAAUAAAUAAAAAAAAUAAGCACGAGGGGCGAGAGACACUUCUUUUCCUUCGUUAUACUUUUCUGAGUGCAUUGUGAAAAGGCAAGAACGUUGACGUACGUUGUUUAUCACCGUUAUAGUCGGCCUGUUCAACCAACCUUCCCUGGUCUCUGUUGCGGCGAAAGGAAGAUUAUAUUACGUGCUGGGUUUGUCGGAUGCUUGUGAUGAUAACGCGUGUGUGUGUUUGUCGGUGAGUGCUCGUACGUGUGACCGGUGAGUGACGACUGUGCCACUAUUGUACUGUAAAGAAAUGAUAUGGACAACGCACAUGGACAGUGCUGGUGCUGCUGAAACGCUUUAUUUGCCUGUUGAUAGCAAGAUUUUUCUUCACCUCUCGAAUGUCUUCACUGUUUGUCACUGCUGUGCCGCACCCACGUAAAAACAGCGGCUUAUAUUUUCCUCGCUUGCUGCCUAAGGCAAGUUCUUUGUUAUUUUUCGUACUUCUCCAUAUGCUCGACAUCAUAAGGACACGAUUACAGCGAACAACGGUUCGGCCGGUUUCAGUUAGGAGUGAUGCUAAUGAAUCGACAAGCGCACGUACCAGUGGCAGCGAAACACUCUACGAAAAGGAGUUCUAGCGGCUCCGUUUGCGAGAGUAACUGCUUAUGUCGCGUUUGACUCCCUUCUAGGGAGUUCUCGCACUCACCUGGUGGAGCAUAUUCACUCGGCUUGAGGCAUAAGCGCAGUGAAUGUACUCCUUCGGGAGUGAAAAAGCUCCCAAGAGAGCGUUAAACGCGGGACAAGUAGUUACUCCCUCUGGAGGAGUAACAAGCACUCCCUUUGUUUCUAGAGUACAUAUUAGCGACGAAGUAGUAGAGUACAGCGCGAAUUAUUCCCUUAAUAUUUGGUUUUAAACCAGUAGAACGCUUGCACCUUUAAGCUAUGUUAAAAGCUCUUCGUACGUGCAUUCUUCGGAUCACGUGUGAAAAAAUUUCUUCUUUCACUACAAUAAAUCGAAAUACAAUGAAAACAAAAUAAAUUAUACGCCUGCACUUUUGUGUUCAAGGUGUGUAGAAAUUGGCCUGAGCAUUCGUGAACGUAGCUCAAGCACGCGAGUGUCAAGUAUGACUGGAAGAUAUAAAACGAAGCUGCACCCUCAAGUUGAUCUCAGCAAUCGAAGUAGGCUGUCAUAUCAAAUCUGAUGGACUUUUUUCUCAGACAUCGUUUUUUUUUUUAAUUCGCUUCGCGGUUUCGACGCCUGCAGAACGUAUAACAGGGUGGAGUUUAUUAAUAGUUGUUUCUGAAAAACGCUACUGGCUACUGAUCCAUAGGAUAUGCAAUUUAUUUAUAGAAACUGUCUAGCCAUACCGUUAUUUUACUUUUCUUUCCUCAAGCUUGGAAAUAAUGAUUGGAGAAACAUGUCACCGGCUUCACCAUAUGUUGCGACAGGACAGUGACCUUGGAACUUGUUGGUCCUUAUUAUUUUGUAACGAGACGAAAAGUUCGUUGCCCAAACAAAGAUAUCAAAACUUCGGCUGCCAUCUCGACAGCUUUCUGGAAAAGUAUGGUGGUAACUGGAAUGACGUGGGGCUUAUCUUCUUUUAUCUUCUUAUGAAUAAAAUUUUAAGACGAUGUCUGCGACGGUUGUUCCAUCUCCCAAGGCGAAGCUUUAGCUAGCCAAGGCCUGCCCGUCUGGCUGUCACGUGAUACAUUGGGAAGCCUCCAGAACAGGCAGCUUACCUGUCAAACUGCCCGCUGUGACCCCAGUGGUUGCAGCAGACGCAUAGCAGACGACAAGGCUGCCUGUGUUGUACAGACGCUUUAGAAAGCACCCUUAAACCAUAUUUAUUUUGUUCGACUUCUUUGCAACCAUGCAGACGAUCGCCGCAGAUGACAGACCGUCUGUUAUAGGCAACGUGCAAGCAAGGAUGUGACGUAAAAAACGUCGAGCACGUGGACUCCACGCUCCAUCUAUCACAUGUCUGUAAUUCAAAAUGCAGCGUCACAGACGAUAUUACGGCAAUACCGCUUCUUGGCAGUUCAUUGUGCUUUGUGUUCAACCGAAACGUCGCUGAUGUGCCUUUCUGUAAUGCAUCGCGCGUUCUUUCCUUCUGCACUGUCACAUAAAUCAUUCAAGGAGUGUGUUUAUUUUUAUAGCUUCUUUACGAUGCGUUCUUCGAUUAAAAUCGUGCGAUGAAAGACGAAGCUCGCAAGGGAAAAAAUAAAUCCAGGAGGUUGUGGCGCGAGUAAACCGAUCCCAAGAUCUCCACGUUUGCUUUCUCAAGCACGAGUUGUCAUUGGUGCUUUGAUAAUAAUAUGUUUAGAACAAAGUUUUAAUGAUUUACAAGGCAAUCUAUGUAAAUACACGGGCACUGCCUCCAAUAAUUCGGUGGUUAGAGGCAACAUACCUAAUAAAAUAUCUCUCGCCUUCUGCAAGGUCCUUCAGCGCAACCAGGCGAGCAUUCUGAAGAAAACUUCAAACUUUUUAGAGAGCCCCGUAUAAGCGUCUGGGCAUUGCAUUUGAUAAAAAAAAAGCACAGGGCCACUAUAAACAAAAUGAAAUAGUGGCGUCCGCCACGAUAGGCAGCUGAAAGUUUCACCCGUGCAAACUUUGUUGGAUUUUUUCUUUCCCUUGUAGAGUGCCCGUAAGCCUCAUAAAUCACCAGUGUGUGUUCCCACUCUUGUCACGUAAAACUGUUAUCGAAUUUCUGUUGCCAUUUAGUGGGAAUUGUUGUGGAGCGGAAAUUGUUGAAAAAAAAAAAGUUGUUUUCCCUCUCGAUCUGUUUCACCGUUCAUCCUCCAUGCAUCUGUCUUUCGACAGUCUUUGUUCAUGAAAACCAGAAAGAAGUUCUGCAUGUGGUUAUACACCCCAUAUAUGAAUAACCGUUCGUCCAAACCUGUACUGUACACAGUCUGUCAGCGUGGUUCUUUUUCGCGUUCACGACGGAUCGACAAUAAAACACAGAAGUUAAAACUAUA